This is a messenger RNA of Brassica rapa (field mustard), 3032 nucleotides long. RefSeq names its product putative F-box/kelch-repeat protein At1g61540. NCBI's taxonomy places the organism in Eukaryota, Viridiplantae, Streptophyta, Magnoliopsida, Brassicales, Brassicaceae. The record is from RefSeq and is a predicted model, not a curated record. Gene Ontology annotation, molecular function: protein binding.
AUUUUUAGUUUGCCUUUAUAUUUCUCUUCAUUAAUUAAUAUAGAAACUUCAUCAUAAAUUUUGAAUUCCAUUCUAAAUGUAUUAGAAAUAGAAUAAUACACUAGUAAAGUUCACUUCUAUUUUUUCUAAAAAAAUAUGGUUUUAUUAAAAUACAAAUCAAAAAGAAUUAGUUAUUUUUUUAGAACAAACUAACCUUCUCAAGAUCAUUUUUAAUUGCCAAACCCAAAAAAAAGUCUGAAGUUCUUUUGUGCCAGUCAAGAAGAAGUUUAUUAGAAACUAGUAUGGAACAGAGUUACACAUAUGAAAAAGAGUUUUUUUUGGUGUAAAUAUGAAAAAGAGUUGCACAUAUGAAUUGGUCAUAUCAUUGCUUGUUAUCGGAAAAAUGCCUCAAUCAUAGCAUUACGUUCCCAUGGAGUCGAGUUAGAGUCAUCGGAACCCCUCCAUGGACUUACUCGGUACUGACGCGCAGGCCGUGAGAUACUGGGUCCUACUGCACCUCUGAGAUUGUUGACGACCUUUUUAUCCCAAACCGCUUCUCCUGUUUCUUUUCCAACAAAAGAAAGGGAAAAAAAAUUCAAUACUAAUUUCUAAGAAAUACAAAACCAAUUCAAGGGAUGAAAGAAGAAGUUUCCCAUAGUAACCAUCAACUUACUGGUAUUGCGAGAUUCGUUAUCGUAUGCUAAUCCAGCGAAGGCGAUUGUGUUCAGUGAUGCAACGAACAAGAGAAUAAUCAAAGUUAUAAGCCGAAUUAUGUACAUUUUGUUGGGCUUUUUUGCUGGUUGGUCUAUACUCUUUUAAGUUUGAUCACUUUGUAAUUUGUAUAUGUAUUUAUAUGUAGAGAACAUGCACAAAGAUUAGGUGGGUUACGUUGCUAAUUUGGAACGUAGACAAAGAAAACUAUUAAUCUAGAGCACAUUAAACGCGUUCAUUAGCAUAUUUUUAUGUUCAUGUUUGACUCUUGAGUUAUUUUUUAUGUUAGUUGAACCGGUCCAACUUCAUUUUUUCUCCUCUAUAGCAUAUAAAUAAUAUGUCUUCGUGAGAAUAUGUUGACGUAGAAACAGACCAAGACCGCAAUAUAACGAAAGGCAAAAACAAACAUUUAAUUAGAGUAACAUUAUAGAAUUUGGCGAUUCAUCAUCCUAAACUAGAAGACCAUUAUUGCACAUGCUAAGAGCAAGAGCAUUAGAGGUUCAAGAGGGAGGUUCACACGUUUUACGAGAAAAAAAAAAUAUUAAAAAAAGCAAAAGUGAUGAACUCACCCCUUCUCACCUCUUCUGCAUGAUACCCUCUCUCCUAAAGUUCAUCACUGUAGCGCGGGCCCCACGACACGUGGCGGCCCGCGAUUGGUCAAUUUUUUUUUUUUUUUUUUUUUUAAAAAAAAAAAAAUCAAAAUGAAAAAAAGAAAAACUUUAAUAAUAAAAAAUUAAGAAGGUGAACCCCAAAGGGGGUUCACUGAUGCUCAUGCUCUAACAUUUAGCCCAUGGGCCAAGGUUUUAAUUACUUAUCUUGCCGCGCAAGAUGAGCGGACAUACGUUUCCGAGAUAUCCGCAGUUCGGUAAACCCUAGAAAGUUAUAAACACUAAAAACUUCUUCUUUUCACAGUAAUCUUCUCCAGAAAACUUUCUCUCUAAUGUCUUCCAAACCCAAAUCUAGAUCUUCAGCCGCCACGAGCGGCAAAGAUCCACCGCGUGAUAAAAAGAUGAAGAAGUCAUCGCUGGCGACAGAACCUACGUCGAUAUCGAUCCUGUCACUUCCCGACGAUUUGCUGAUAAACUGCUUAGCACGCGUCUCCAGACUGUAUUAUCACUUUCUCUCACGCGUCUCCAAACGUUUCCGAUCCAUCAUUGCUUCACCGGAGCUUUACGCAACUCGCUCGCGCCUAAACCGUACAGAGAAGUGUAUCUACCUUUACUUACGCUUCCCUUUUGACCCCAAAACUUAUUGGCUCACUCUAAGCGGUCUACCUAGUCGUAACGUAGCCAACGGGUCAAGUGGCUAUUACAUGGAGCAAAUCCCAUGUCCGAACUAUUUGCGUCCCGCGCAGUCAUCGACGCUCGUAUCCGUUGGAUCUGAUAUCUACAAGAUCGGCGGCGCUAAUCAUUUGCAUGAAUGCAAAAUAUGGAAGAGGAACUAUUGUGUUAGUGUCUCUGUCCUUGACUGUCGCACUCACACGUGGCGCCAGGCUCCGAGCAUGGGGAUGGCGCGCAACGCGAACGCCACAGCGACGUUAUUUGAUGGGAAGAUAUACGUAGCCGGUGGAUGUGAUGAAGAGUACGUGAGUAAACCCAACUGGAUCGAAGCGUUUGAUCUGGAGACACAAACGUGGGUCCCCGUGACGAACCCUCGUAUUUUCAGACUGUACGAGGAGGAUAGAGUUAAGGGCUUUGAAGCCAAAAGCGUAUCACUUGAAGGGAAGCUCUACAUUUUUGGGGAUGAGGCUGCGGUGUAUAAUCCCGAGGAAGGUAAAUGGUCAGAGUUAGGAAGGGAGAUGUAUGGUAUGUUUCGGGUAGAAAGAGGGUGUCAUUGCGUGAUUGACGAUGUCUUGUUCUUGUGGGAUAGAUAUAAAAGAGUGUUCAAAUGGUAUGACUCCAAGUCAUAUUUAUGGAAGGAUUUGAUUGGUGUUGAAGGUUUGCCUGAACUUUCGCCCGACCCUCAAGUCUGUCAAGUGGAGAUGGUGGAUCUCGGUGGAAAGAUUGGGUUUUUGUGGGAUCAGUAUUUGUAUACAGCGACCAAUCAGGAGUGUAGGGUUUGGUGUGCUGAGAUUGCGCUUGAGAGACGCGAUGGAGAUGAGAUGUGGGGGAAAGUUGAGUGGUUUGAUUCUGUGCUUAGAACCCACCAGUCUUGUUCUUCGUUCCAUGUUGUUUCUGCUUCUGUUUGAUGAAUGUACUUCUCAUGAGAACAUGGUUGGACGGUUAUUACUGUGGGGGUAGUUUCGUUUGCUUUGAGUACUUGCGUUUCUUUUUUUUUAGUUCCUUUUCUCUUUUAGUAUGGUUGUUUAAUGAUUCCAGAUCAAUGCAAUUUUCAUUGUUUCA